AUGCCGGUGACAAACCAGUCCAAGAGGAGAGCAACUCGUGGAGCUGAGCAGCGAACUGAUAAUGCGCCCAGUUCUGCACUGAUUGAGGCCGAAGAAUCUGCUCAUAUUGCAGAAGAGAAUGCAAAAUUUUGGGUGGAAAUGGAGGCCACAAUGACUGCAUCCCUGGGCAGGCAGGAACAAUUGGCCUGCUGGUUGCAAAAAGAACUGAACCACAUGCCUAUGGAAUCAAACCCGUCAGAUACAUUGCUUAUAACUCUAGAUAAAACGCGUAAAGCAUUGUGGGAGGCCAAGUGGAGCAAUAGGUAA
Eimeria necatrix is the source of this 306-nucleotide messenger RNA. RefSeq lists its product as hypothetical. The record is from RefSeq and is a predicted model, not a curated record. The transcript has a single exon. Lineage: Eukaryota; Apicomplexa; Conoidasida; Eucoccidiorida; Eimeriidae. The coding region runs from base 1 to 306 and encodes 101 amino acids.